UUCUAUAAAAACCCCCACCACUUGUUGCUGAUCACGGCAUUCAACCCAAACAAUCAACCAAGAAGAUGAGUCUCACUACCAAGGACAAGGAGACAGUCAAGGCCUUCUGGGCUAAAGUGGCUCCCAAGGCUGAAGAUAUUGGCCAGGAUGCUCUGUCCAGAAUGCUGGUGGUGUAUCCACAGACCAAGACCUACUUUGCCCACUGGAAGGACCUGAGUCCCGGCUCUGCCCCGGUGAAGAAGCACGGUGCCACAGUGAUGGGUGGAGUUGCUGAUGCUGUGGCCAAAAUUGACGACCUGACUUCCGGUCUCCUGAACCUGAGUGAGCUGCAUGCCUUCACUCUGAGAGUGGACCCUGCCAACUUUAAGAUUCUGGCACACAACAUCCUCGUGGUCUUCGCCAUCAGGUUGCCCAACGACUUCACCCCUGAGGUCCAUGUGGCUGUUGACAAGUUCUUGGCUGCUGUGGCCCGUGCCCUCUCCGAGAAGUACAGAUAAAUGUCACACUUGGAGAUGAUGAUAGACAGGAGACUACAGCCUAUAACUGUCUGAACAUAAAUAAAAGACCAAAUGCA
This is a messenger RNA of Girardinichthys multiradiatus, 574 nucleotides long. RefSeq names its product hemoglobin embryonic subunit alpha-like. The coding region runs from base 66 to 497 and encodes 143 amino acids. Gene Ontology annotation, cellular component: hemoglobin complex; blood microparticle; haptoglobin-hemoglobin complex. Gene Ontology annotation, molecular function: peroxidase activity; oxygen binding; organic acid binding. NCBI's taxonomy places the organism in Eukaryota, Metazoa, Chordata, Actinopteri, Cyprinodontiformes, Goodeidae. The transcript has 3 exons. Gene Ontology annotation, biological process: hydrogen peroxide catabolic process; oxygen transport. The record is from RefSeq and is a predicted model, not a curated record.